UCUAUUUUAAUAAAAUCCCUUACAAUAUAACAAUCAUCAGGCAGUGCAAAUACAAAAUACAUCCAAAAUUUGAUAAGCUGUUACCAUUUUGCAAUGGCCACCAAUUUAAUCACUCAGCAAAAUGAGGAAUCGCAGCAGGAGUUCAUGAUAGAUUCCCCAAUUUUGAAUACAACCAAAAACGAGGACCUCAAGACGAAUUUCUCCACCGGUUCAGUUAUUGAUGAUAUCAUCUCCAGAUCCCUGGAAUCCCAGGCAGUUCCGAUAAUGAAGAAACCAUCAUCACGCAUCUCAUUUCGUGCUCUAUCUCACAUUAUAAUGAUGCUGAACAAGACUUUCAAGAAGGCAUCAUCAUACGAAAAUCAACUUUUGUACGUUCAACCGGAGGAUAUUGAUUGCAGGCGUUACCCAGAUGCAAUCAAAUACUACCAACGGGUCGUCGGUAUCCAAGCUAAACGCAUCAAAACUUUGGAGCAUGACCUUCGCAACCUGGUAAAUUUGGCCCGCGAAACCCAAAAAAUGCUGGCCGACAUUGCAACUGAGAAGAGGGUCACCGAGGAACGUGGUCAUGGCGAGCCUGCCAUUUAGAUUUUGCAUCAUUCCUACUUUCGAACUUUCAGUAGAAUCUUGCAUAAGUCAAGAGUUAUUAUAAUUUUAUUAUGGA
Drosophila elegans is the source of this 661-nucleotide messenger RNA. RefSeq lists its product as uncharacterized. NCBI's taxonomy places the organism in Eukaryota, Metazoa, Arthropoda, Insecta, Diptera, Drosophilidae. The record is from RefSeq and is a predicted model, not a curated record. The transcript has a single exon. The coding region runs from base 94 to 585 and encodes 163 amino acids.